AUGACUGUGCCCGGACGUCUCAAGCUGUGGUGGAAACAUGCCGUAAUCUACCAAAUCUACCCGGCAUCAUUCUGUGAUUCUAAUGGAGAUGGAAUCGGUGACCUUCCGGGCAUCACCUCUAAGCUAGAUUACAUCGCCAGUCUUGGUGUCGAUGUUGUCUGGAUCUGUCCCAUGUACGAUAGUCCUCAGGUGGACAUGGGGUACGACAUCUCCAAUUAUGAAGACAUCUACCCGCCUUACGGCACUCUACAAGACAUGGAGACUCUGAUCCGCGAGGCCCAUGCUCGAGGCAUGAAGGUCAUGCUGGACCUUGUUAUCAACCAUACAUCCGACCUGCAUCCUUGGUUCAAGGAGUCCCGUUCAAGCAAGGACAACUCAAAGCGUGACUGGUACAUUUGGAGGCCAGCCAAGUAUUCCCCCACUGGCCAGCGUCUUCCUCCAAACAACUGGCGCUGCAAGUUUGGCGGCGACAGCGUGUGGGAGUGGGAUGAGCAAUCAGGCGAGUACUAUCUUCACUUGUUUGCCAAAGAGCAGCCGGACCUGAACUGGGAGAACCCCGCCACCCGCAAAGCCCUGUAUGCUUCAGCAAUGGAGUUUUGGCUUGGACGCGGUGUCGAUGGCUUCCGCAUCGACACCGUCAACAUGUACAGCAAGCCACCUGGGUUGCCUGACGCACCAGAGUUGGACCCUGGAGCGCCAUACCAAGUGGCCGACAUGCUGUACUGCAAUGGCCCCAGAAUGCACGAGUUCCUCGGCGAGAUGAAUCAGAUUCUGGCCAAAUAUGGCGCCAUCACGGUUGGUGAGCUUCCCUCGACGCCAGAUAUGGCUCGCGUGCUACAGUAUGUGAGUGCGGAAGCCAAGCAGCUCGACAUGGUUUUCCAGUUUGACGUUGUGAAUGUUGGCUUCAACCGUCCACUGAGGUACGACGCAAAGCCCAAGGACUGGCAGCUGCCCGAGUUCAAGGAAGCCAUUGCUCGGACCCAAAACCUUAUCAGGGGUACCGAUGCUUGGACAACAGUCUUUCUAGAGAACCACGACCAGGCGCGAUCAAUUACACGUUUCGCAGAUGACAGCCCCCAGCAUCGAGUUGCGAGUGGAAAGAUGCUGGCUCUUCUGCAGGCCUGUCUAAGUGGCACCCAGUACAUAUAUCAGGGCCAGGAGAUUGGAUCCAUCAACGUCCCAGAGGAGGGCUAUCCGCUCGAGAAUUACAUUGAUGUCAGCAGUUGCCUCUACCUUGACUUUAUUCGGCAACACCGCAAUGGCCAAGGCCUGGACAAGGCCCUCACUUCUCUAGCACAUUUUGCGCGAGAUCACCCUCGUGUUCCAAUGGUAUGGAACGGGAAAGCAAAAUACGGCGGCUUCUCUGAAGAAGCAGAGAAGUCUGGAAAGGAGGUCAAAGAGCCCUGGAUGAAGCCUCACCCCCUAGCUGGUCAAAUUGAUGUCGCUUCGCAGCUCGACGACCCGCACAGCGUCUUGGCCUACUGGCGAAAGGCGGUGCGCUUCCGAAAGGAGUAUGCCGAUCUGCUCGUAUAUGGCGACUAUCGGACGCUACGGGAGGAGGACAAGAGCAUCUACACCUUUGUGAAGGAGCCGCCGUCCAAUGGAUCGGCCAAGGCCGUAGUUGCGCUCAACUUUACUGGCGAGGAGAGCAACUGGGAAAAGCCCACGAUUGAAGAGCUAGGAAUUGAAGAGGGCGCCAGCGUCAAGUUUGUACCAAUCAUGUCUUCGUAUGACGGCAAGGUUGAUGAAGGAGCUUUGCGUCCUUACGAGGGGAGGGUCUACAUGGCCUCCUGGUGA
This is a messenger RNA of Trichoderma aggressivum f. europaeum, 1797 nucleotides long. RefSeq names its product CAZyme family GH13. The transcript has a single exon. Lineage: Eukaryota; Fungi; Ascomycota; Sordariomycetes; Hypocreales; Hypocreaceae. Gene Ontology annotation, biological process: sucrose catabolic process; maltose catabolic process. Gene Ontology annotation, molecular function: sucrose alpha-glucosidase activity; glucan 1,4-alpha-maltotriohydrolase activity; oligo-1,6-glucosidase activity. The coding region runs from base 1 to 1797 and encodes 598 amino acids. The record is from RefSeq and is a predicted model, not a curated record.